CGUCAGGGUGCCAACCAACAACUGCGGCCGUUCGACGUGUUCGGGAGCCCGCCGAAAGACCCCGUAUCAAUUGCAAAAAUGUCUGGGUCUGGAAAGACCCAAGGUUUGUCAUGCUUGUCGGACAUGCCUCUCAAGUCUGUCAUGCACGACAUUACCCAAAACCAAAAGCCCCACUUUUCUAUCAUGCAGAAGCCCGCUUUGUCAUGCAGAAAAGCCAAGACUGUAGCACCUCCAAAACUUGUCAUGCUUGCCAGUCAAAUGAGGCGUCCUCGUAUUUCGCAACCAGCAUUACAAGUUUGCAGACCCAGGCAUAUUUGCAAUGCAUACCCUGGAGGUGGUCACGACCGCGACAGUACCACGUUUCAGCCCGGGGUCGACGGUCCCGGCAGCGCGACAUCUACUUCCGGGGGGCCGAAAAUAAACCCACUGCCGCCCCCGGUUCCGCAAAAUUACUAUGAUCCCACUUCGGCUCCACCAAUUACAGCUCCAACUGCCCCUCCGUCUGAUGUUGUUGUUGUUCCGACUCCAGGUGGACUAGCUGCUCCUACACCAUCAACUGUGCCGGGUCAUGGCAACAUGCCGGCAAGUUCCAGCACACUAGUUGCCCCGACGACUUCGUCGACUCCGAGGACCAGCAACACACCCGCGCUUCCAUCCGCGAGUUCAUCGGGAGACGAGGGAACAAAUCCAUCAGAACUUCUACCCAGCGUGCCAGCCGGCGGCGUAGAGGGCCACGACGGGUUGGGUAGUUCAACAGUGUCGUCCGAAGUGACAACCAGUACAUCUUCACAAGUUGUACAGCAGCCUACUAGUACACCAGAUUCAGGAGCUGCAGUGGUCGCGCCAGGUGGAACUACUACCUUCGCUGCAGAGCCAUCGGCGUCUGGUUCGGCGCAGGGCCACGUAGUAGCAGAGGUCCCUUCGACUCACCGGGCCGAAACGCAGUCGAGCGCUGCUGUGUCGCAGCAAGGGACUACAACUUUGGACCCUACCCACGACCGUAGUGCACAUCAACCAAGCAGCUCGGAAGGUGUCACGAGGACUCAGCCACCGGCUGAUGGAGCAAAUGCCGAC
Molecule: messenger RNA, 1074 nt
Organism: Amoebophrya sp. A120
Lineage: Eukaryota; Dinophyceae; Syndiniales; Amoebophryaceae
Source: the annotation of a GenBank genome assembly